Prunus armeniaca (apricot) is the source of this 687-nucleotide messenger RNA. Lineage: Eukaryota; Viridiplantae; Streptophyta; Magnoliopsida; Rosales; Rosaceae. The record is from the annotation of a GenBank genome assembly.
AUGGCUUCUCCGAGGAAGAGCCCACUUAAAGAACCAGGAGAUCGUCAGUCAGCGGCAAUCGUAGUCCAACCAUCGUCCCCACGUUACCCUCCGAGUGGGACCCCCACCUCCGGGGCCCAGCGCCGAAUCGGGAUCGCCGUCGAUCUCAGCGACGAGAGCGCCUUCGCCGUCAAAUGGGCCGUCCAGAAUUACCUCCGCCCCGGCGAUGCCGUCAUCCUCCUCCACGUCCGCCCCACCAGCGUCCUCUACGGUGCUGACUGGGGCGCCACCGAUGUCUCCAUCCCUGAAGACCAAGAGUCUCAGCAGAAGCUCGAGGACGAUUUCGACAAUUUCACCGUCACCAAGGCCAACGACCUCGCCAAGCCUCUGGAAGAGGCUAAGACUCCGUACAAGAUCCACAUAGUGAAGGACCACGACAUGAAGGAGAGGUUGUGCUUGGAGGUCGAGAGGCUCGGCCUCAGCGCCGUCGUUAUGGGCAGCCGGGGCUUCGGCGCUUCGAAGACGACCUCCAAGGCCAGGCUCGGCAGUGUCAGUGACUACUGUGUGCAUCACUGCGUCUGUCCUGUCAUCGUCGUAAGGUUCUCCGAUGAAAAGGACGAAAACGACGUCGCAAAGCAAGGUAAAUUUGGCUGUCCGGUCGUGCGUGAGGAAGAGCCGGAGUUCCAUGACGCUUUGGAGAAAGGUUGA